AUGUUCCCGCUUUUGCAUAUACUGGUCACAUCAGUGGCCAUCUGGGUGACUUGGUGUCUGGCUAGCUUGAUCAACAAUCUAUCUCAGGCGCGAGCGACCGGCUUAAAAUAUGUGAUUUUGCCAUGUUCACUACUGGGUGCUCCCUGGCUCUUGAGUCAAUCCGUGUUCCUCCCGCUUCUGGGGGCUCUUCCCCACCCGUGGACAGUCAACUGGCUUCCACUGCUCAUCUUCAAUGACGCCUGGCAUAAUGGCUAUGAACCCUUCGAACGAGUCGGUGUCGAUACUUUCCUUGCUGUCUCGCCUGGGGGUAUCAUUCUAUACACUUGUGAUGCCGAUGUCUCUUCCCAACUUUUUCGCGAUGGUCGGUUCGGAAAGCCGGCUCAUCUGAUGCAGAUCUUGAAUAUUUUUGGUCCGACAAUGACAGGUACAGACGGAGCCGAGUCCCGGUUAUAUCGUCGCAUCGCAGCUCCAUUCUUUAACGAGGCCACACUGCGACAGGUCUUUUCUCAUUCUGUCGAAGGCGGUCGGGAGUUGCAGCUGGUAUUGAGACAGGAUACAGCAUAUCGUCAGCUUCGCACGCUCGCGGCGCGAGUUUCACUUCACUUGCUGAAUCGAGUGUGCAACCAGAAUCAAACCUCUGAGGAUUUAGUGCGCGCAUUACGGUUUAAAGAGAAGCCUACAGGGACACAUCGCAUGACUUACACCGAUGCUGUGCAUACGCUGCUGAACCACUAUGAGACUGUUUUCCUGUUCCCUCCUGGCCUGCUCAAGCUGUCGCCUUCCCACGCACAUCGCAAGGCCGCAAUGGCAUAUAUUGAAAUGGAUCAAUAUAUGCAGGAGCUCGUAAGACGGGAACAGGUUAAGCCUCGACCCUCGUCAACAGAGCAGAAGACCCUUCUAGACCGCCUUGUCGAAGCAGCCCUCCCCUUCUCCACUGAAAGUAAUGGCGCCAUCCUCAACAAAGACCAACUGUUUGGCAAUGUCUGGCUUUUUAUGUUCGCGGGCCAUGAGGCCAAUGCCAAUACGCUGACAUUCAUCAUUAUCCUUCUUGCGUCCCAUCCCAACAUCCAACGCGCCUUGCAAGCCGACAUCGACUCGAUAAUUGGUGAUACCCCAUCAGAUCAGUGGAGCUAUGACCUUCAUUAUAAGCAUUUGAUGAGUGGUUACGUUGGCGCCGUUAUCAACGAAGCCCUUCGUCUAUUCACUGUUCUUCCUGUGCUCCCAAAGUACGUUGCCCCGUCGGGUCCUCCGAUUCCCAUCACCGUCCAAGGGCAAAGCCACCCCUUGCCACCAGGAACAGUCGCAUUUGUCAAUACUAGUGCCACCCAUCGCCAUCCAAAAUACUGGCCACGUAAAAGCGAGUCCGCGAAAGCUGCAUUAGGAGACCCUAAAAAGCGACCCUUCGGAAUGUCGGACUUUGACCCAGAAAGGUGGCUCAACUUGAAUGAAAGGGAGAGUCAGAUCGAUUCUCAGAACCUUGAUUCCUUCCUCAAUCCUUACCCUGGGACAUUUGUCCCGUUCUCCGAGGGAAGCCGUGCGUGUUUGGGAUAUCGCUUUGCGCUCGUGGAGUUGUGCGCCGUGGUAGUGAGUCUGUUCAAGGAGUCUUCCGUUAGACUUCUCACUCGAAAUGAAGAAGUCAGAAACGGUACAUCUGAGGAGGUCGCGGAUUCAUGGGAAGCAGCAAGGGAUCGUGCGGAACUUGCUCUGUCGGAGGGUGUGAAAUUUGAUAUGAGUUUACGAGUCACUCAGAGUGUGCCGAUAAAGUUCGAACCGCGGGUUUGA
This is a messenger RNA of Penicillium malachiteum, 1782 nucleotides long. RefSeq names its product cytochrome P450. Gene Ontology annotation, molecular function: iron ion binding; monooxygenase activity; oxidoreductase activity, acting on paired donors, with incorporation or reduction of molecular oxygen. The transcript has 4 exons. The record is from RefSeq and is a predicted model, not a curated record. NCBI's taxonomy places the organism in Eukaryota, Fungi, Ascomycota, Eurotiomycetes, Eurotiales, Aspergillaceae. Bases 1 to 1782 code for a protein of 593 amino acids.